UGGCGUGAAAACGGGGACAAAAGCUUAGUAGGUCUUUGGAGACACCUAACCAGUGCAUAACAAUAAAGCCCAAAAACUCCAUAGUCCCUAGCCUGGUUUCUUCAUCUGGGAGAAAGGCGGUUGCUGAACAUUUGAGCAAAGAAUCCAUAUAAGACACAUUCUUCGUUUUUCUUGUUGUUGUAAUAUUCAUUCAUCUCUUCUUACCCUUGCCCUCGCUGAUUGUAACAGAAGAAUCUAAAAAAGAACCCUAUGGAGGUUCUUCGAUCGAACCUUGGCCGGGUUCGGAUUCCAGAGCCAACAACUCGUAUCUACAAGCACGAGUGCUGCAUUUCUUUCGAUACUCCGAAAUCCGAGGGUGGGCUGUUUGUUGAUAUGAAUGCUUUUCUUGCAUUUGGAAAGGAUUAUGUUGGUUGGAACUAUGAGAAGACUGGGAACCCAGUUUAUUUGCAUAUAAAGCAGACAAAGAAGACAGAAGAUGCCGAAGAUAGACCUUCCAAAAAACCCACUCUCUUGGCUAUAGGUAUCGACGGAGGGUUUGAUAAUAGUGAACCCCAGUACGAAGAAGCGUAUGAAAUAGUUAUAUUGCCUGAUUAUGUUACUCUUCCUUUCCCAUCAGUGGAAUUGCCUGAAAAGGUAAGAUUGGCAGUUGAUGCUGUUUUACUAGCUGAAGGUGCUGAGAGAAAAGAGCAACUGGCGUCUUGGACUGCUGAUAAGAAGCUUGUCAGUAAAUAUGCCACGGAUCUGCUACAGCUUGACAAUGGAGUUGUUGUUCCACCAGUGGGCUGGAAAUGUGCCAAGUGUGAUAAAACUGAAAAUCUUUGGCUGAAUCUAACUGAUGGAACUAUCCUAUGUGGUAGAAAAAAUUGGGAUGGAACUGGUGGUAAUGACCAUGCUGUUAACCAUUACAGAGAAACUGGUUACCCACUUGCUGUAAAGCUUGGGACAAUAACUGCUGAUUUGGAGGGGGCAGAUGUUUUCUCCUAUCCAGAGGAUGAAAGCGUUGUUGAUCCACUUUUAGCUCAACAUCUGGCACAUUUUGGUAUUGACUUCUCAUCCUUGCAAAAGACUGAAAUGACGACUGCUGAGAGAGAGCUAGACCAAAAUAUUAAUUUUGAUUGGAACCGGAUUCAAGAAACGGGUGAGGAUGUUGAACCACUUUUUGGACCUGGUUACACUGGAUUAGUCAAUCUUGGUAACAGUUGCUACUUGGCUGCUACAAUGCAGGUUGUGUUCUCGAUGCGUUCCUUUUGUUUAAAAUACUAUUCAGAUCAAAGUCUGAAAGCAGCUUUCAGUAUGGCUCCUGCUGAUCCAACUGUAGAUCUUAACAUGCAGCUAACGAAACUGGCUCAUGGCUUGCUUUCUGGUAAAUAUUCGGCUCCUGUUCUGGAGAAGGAUGAUACCACAAGUGCUGAUAGCUCACCGAAACAGGAGGGUAUCCGUCCCAGAAUGUUCAAGUCAGUAAUAGCUGCUAGUCACCCUGAAUUUUCAACUAUGAGACAACAGGAUGCCUUAGAGUUCUUCCUGCAUUUUAUUGAUCAAGUUGAACGGAUGAACUCUGGGAAACCUGAUUUUGAUCCGUCAAGGAGCUUCAAGUUUGGUAUUGAAGAACGCCUCCAAUGCCCCUCAGGCAAAGUUGCUUACAACAGGAGGAAUGACUAUAUUCUCUCUCUUAAUAUCCCUUUGGAAAAGGCCAUCAAUAAAAAAGAGUUAGCAGAAUUCCAAAAUUUGAAGAGUAAGAAAGCUGCAGAAGGAAAAGAACUGUCUGCUGACGAAAUUGUCCGCCCGAGGGUGUCAUUGAAGGAUUGCUUAGAUUGUUUUUCAGCUCCUGAGGAGGUCCAUGAGUUUUACAGCACAGCUUUAAAGGCUAGGACAACAGCUAUAAAAACUGCAGGUUUGACUUCUUUUCCAGAUUAUCUGGUUUUGCAUAUGCGAAAAUUUGUUAUGGAGGAAGGCUGGGUGCCAAAGAAGCUUGAUGUCUACAUAGAUGUCCCUGAAACCAUUGACGUAAGUGGCAUGCGAAGUAAUGGUAUUCAACCAGGAGAAGAGCUAUUACCUGACAGUGAUGCUGGGGAUGGUGAGCAAUCAACAAAGCUUCUGGCUAACGAGGAUAUUGUUGCACAACUUGUUUCAAUGGGAUUUAAUCUUCUCCAUUGUCAGAAGGCUGCAAUUAAUACCUCCAAUAGUGGAGUAGAGGCAGCAAUGAAUUGGUUACUUGAGCACAUGAAUGAUUCAGAUAUUGAUGCUCCUAUAUCGCAAAACGUGCAAAAUCCUGAUAUCGAUCAAUCAAAAAUUGAUACGCUGCUUUCCUUGGGUUUUGAGGAGAAACUUGCUUGUAGGGCUCUGAAGGCAUCGGGUGGUGAUGUUGAAAGAGCUACUGAAUGGAUUUUUAGCAAUCCUAGUGCUUCUGCUGCAUCAGACAUGGAUGCUGCAACUAGUGGUGGAGCUGCAGUUGAUCCCUUGCUGCCUGAUGGAGGAGGAAGAUACAGGCUCCUUGGAUUCGUGAGCCACAUUGGCACAUCUACACAGUGUGGUCAUUAUGUUGCUCAUAUUCACAAAGAUGGCAGGUGGGUGAUUUUCAAUGAUGAAAAAGUUGGGGUCUCGAAAAAUCCCCCGCUGGACAUGGGAUACCUCUACUUUUUUGAAAGACUUGAGAGUUGAACAAUGGACACCCGAGAGCUAUAUAAAAUGCCGGGAUACGCAUGCAGGACCAAGCAACUUCUGGAAUCAUAGCUUGCUAUUGUCAUAUGUUAUGCAGGUUGAAUACAUACGACAAGUGUCUCAUAACAUACUUCACAUGCCUAAAUCUUAGGCAAAUUCAAAUCUCAAGUAGAAGAGUGUAAACUUCUUCAGGAGCUGGAUUUGCAUGGAUACAUCUUCCAUAUAUGUAGGGGUCGUUUUGUUCUACUGGUUCUUAUAGAUUCAUCUUUUUGCUUCCUCCGUUA
Molecule: messenger RNA, 2942 nt
Organism: Nicotiana tabacum (common tobacco)
Lineage: Eukaryota; Viridiplantae; Streptophyta; Magnoliopsida; Solanales; Solanaceae
Product: ubiquitin carboxyl-terminal hydrolase 14
Biological process (GO): protein deubiquitination
Molecular function (GO): protein binding; zinc ion binding; cysteine-type deubiquitinase activity
Source: RefSeq, a predicted model, not a curated record